Molecule: messenger RNA, 928 nt
Organism: Rotaria sp. Silwood1
Lineage: Eukaryota; Metazoa; Rotifera; Eurotatoria; Philodinida; Philodinidae
Source: the annotation of a GenBank genome assembly
ACAGAAUUUGAUAAUAUAUAUACGACUGGAUAGAGGAAGUCUUUCUCUACAAACCUACAUAUAUCCCGUUCUAUAGUCAAAUCCUUAUAGUCGCCUUUAUUCUUAUUAUAUGAUUUGAUUUUGUCCUUAAUGAUAAUGGCAAAUAAACUUCUAAUGAAUCCUUUUUUUAUGUCUAGAUACUUUUGAAAAGUCUUCAAAGGAAUCGCCGUCUGAUCAAUUAGAUGGAAAUCAUUUGAACAAAAGCUUUGUUCCUGUUGCUCGUUGGCGACCUAAAUCUACAAAGAAUGAUAAUAAAAAACCUGAAUGUCUUUGGAUAAAUCGUAUUGAUUCAUAUUCAACAAUGUUUGAAGCUACAAACUAUGUUGAUUCUGUCAAAAAUGUUUUACCAUGCAAUGAGAAUGAUGCAGCAAAUUUAUCAAAAUAUGAGUACGAAAUUGAUAUGCUCGUCAUCAUUAACUUUCUUCUGCUUUAUGGAAUUUUUAUUAUCUCUGGUUUAACCAGUGCACAAAAACAAACAAAAUCAUGUGAAGUAUGCAUUAUUGAUUCAUUUUGUACAGAUGAUACAAUCUAUUUUAAUAUUUCAAUAUCAAAAUAUUGUCAAAAUCCUUUGAAAACAUCUUUUACGCACUAUACAGAUAUUGAUUCAAAACCUCAUCAUAUUAAUCAAAUAAUUACUUGUAACAAUUGCCACAUAAAUAUUCCAAUAGAAUCUGUUCACGAUGCUUGGGAUUAUACAUUAAGACUUGUAUUUCCUGAAUCAUCCAAAACUUGUCCGACACAAUAUACUGCUCAUUGUGGAGGAACAGUAUCAUACUUAGUUUGGUUUAUUACAGGUGGUCUUUCAGCUUUAUUCAUUAUACUUGGUGGUCUACUAUGUUGUAUAAAACAUGAACGUAAUCGUAAAACAUCUUGUUCAAGAAAAGGUUAA